AUGACAUCCAAAGCAAGGCUAUCCCCCUUUGUUUUCUUCUUCAUCUUCCUGGCGCUAGCUACUACUCUAGCUAUAGCCAAGGAAGACCCUGAGCUGCAGCAGUGCAGAGAGAAGUGCCAAUACCAAAGGGGUUUCGACCAGAAGCAGAAGGAACGGUGUGUAAGCCAAUGUGAAGAUUACAGCAGACACAAACACGGUGGUAGUAGCCAUGAUGACUUGUUGUGGGGGAAACAGAAAAGCCCAGCGGAGAAGCUGAGCGAGUGUCGUCAAACAUGCGAGAGAAAAACUGAUCAACAACGUCAUGAUUGCAGAGACCAGUGCUGGGAGGAUUACAAGAGACAGGAAAAGAAACAUGCCGGCAGCAGCAGCGAUGCAGAAGAGUUUAAUGUAAUUCAUCCCACAAGGGAACCCGAAAAAAGAUACAGAGACAGAUCUCUAAUCAUAAUUCUAAUUGUAAUUGUUUCAAUAUAUAGGUACAAGGAGUGUAUCGAACAGUGCAAAAGUAAGGAGGGGAGAGACAUAGAACUGUGCCAUAUCCGGUGCGAUAAGCAGAGGAGAGAGGCGGGGAGCAAACAUGAGAACCCAACUCACCGAGGAGAGGAAGAGGAAGGAGAAGGAGAUAAGAGGGAGAGGAAUCCAUACGUGUUCGAAGAUCAACACUUUCAGACCAAGUUUGAGACAGAGCAUGGCAGAGUUAGGCUUCUUCAAAACUUUGCAGAAAGGUCAAAGCUACUCGUCGGCCUCAUCAACCAUCGCGUCUCCAUCCUCGAGGCGAAUCCCAGCACUUUCAUAGCUCCAUACCAUACUGAUGCCGACGGCCUCUUCUUCGUGGCCGAGGGUAAAGCAACUAUAAGCUUGGUUCGUGAGGACAAAAGGGAGAGUUUCAAUCUGAAGAGGGGAGAUAUCAUCCGAAUCCCGUCCGGUACAACAGUCUACAUGAUAAACAGAGCUAGAAACCAGAAACUCGUUGUGGUCAAGCUGUACCAGCCCGUCUCAACCCCAGGCUAUUACGAGUCAUUCACCGGUCCCGGAGGUAAAGAUCCCGAAUCCUUUUUCAACGUUUUCAGUCCAGAACUGCUCGAGUCUGCUUUCAACGUAAAGAGGGAGAAAAUCCAGAGGGUGUUUGAAAAACAGAACCAAGGAGUGAUCGUAAAAGCUUCUGAACAGCAGAUUAAAGCCAUGUCACAGCACGAGUCAGGUGGAAUCUGGCCAUUCGGAGGCGGAUCGAAGGGUCCUUUCAAUCUGUUCGAGAAGGCUUACGCCUCUCAAUCUAAAUCAAACCAAUAUGGACAGUUGUUUGAGGUUGCUGCCGAUGACAACAAAGACUUGCGCGAACUGAACGUUGGCGUUUCCUUUGCCAACAUCACCAAAGGAUCGAUGACAGCCCCAUUCUACAAUUCCAAGGCCACAAAGAUAGUCUUAGUGAUCCGUGGUGAAGGUUACUUCGAAAUGGCAUGCCCUCACUUGUCCAAAUCUGGACAGCAACAGAAACAACAACAGCACUACGAAAGAGUGAAAGGGCAGCUGCGAAAAGGUGUCAUCUAUGUAGUACCUGCCGGACAUCCUGUCAUCACGGUUAGUCAUGGCAGUCAGAACCUGGAACUUCUCUGCCUCGAAGUGAACGACUUGCAGAACGAGAAAUAUACAUUAGCUGGACGGAGGAAUAUAAUAAGGCAGCUGGAGAAGACUGCGUUGGAGUUGUCUUUCGGUGGGGUACAGGAGAAAGAAAUCAGGGAAGUGUUCGAGAGCCAAUCCGAAGAGUUUUUCUUCAAGGGACCAUCUCAAUCUCAGCAGAUGCAGCAGGAAGAUGGUUUUGCUGCUGAAUGA
Messenger RNA from Impatiens glandulifera, 1827 nucleotides. Its product is annotated as vicilin Jug r 6.0101-like. The record is from RefSeq and is a predicted model, not a curated record. The transcript is spliced from 2 exons. NCBI's taxonomy places the organism in Eukaryota, Viridiplantae, Streptophyta, Magnoliopsida, Ericales, Balsaminaceae. Bases 1 to 1827 code for a protein of 608 amino acids.